UGAAAGGCAGCUACGGCAAGCGAACGCGGUCAGAAACAGCGGCGCUGAGUAAACACCAGCAGGAGUUCAUCAUAACUGAACUGUGUCUGAGCAAACAGUACGACUAUUGACCCAUCAAUUUUGUUUCAUAGCUGUGUAAUGAGAUUUCAGGGAAGACAUCUGAGAUUAUGGGGCUGGUUCCUGCUCUGGUCCAGCUUCAUGUUGUCUGUUUGGACGCAUGGUGGACAACAUGCAGAACCAGCUGGAUCCAACCAAGUGCACCCACCAAUUACCCGACUGGACAGGAACAUGGUUCAGGAUAAAGAUCACAUCAUGGAGCACUUAGAAGGAGUGAUUGAAAAGCCAGAGUCUGACAUGACACCUCAAGAACUGCAGCUUCACUACUUUAAGAUGCAUGACUAUGAUGGCAACAAUCUGUUGGACGGACUUGAGCUAGCUACUGCCAUUACCCAUGUGCAUAAGGAGGAAAGAGGAGAGGAUGGCCAGCCAAUGAAGGAAGAGGAUCUCAUCAACCUCAUUGAUGAUGUCCUCAGAGAUGAUGACAAAAACAAUGAUGGCUACAUUGACUAUGCAGAGUUCGCGAGGUCUUUGGAAUAAAUGAAGACGGAAUGCACUGCCACACUGUGAAUGCAGAAUACCUCUGAUGUACAGAUGCACAUCCAUCCAUGUGUGUGCCAUUUCACAGGAACAGUAUAUUCAUGUUCCGUUAAUAACAAGUAUAAAAUGUGUAGAAUUAAAUGGUGAGGGUCAUGUGGCAUGAGAUGUGUGGGUUUUUGCAAUCCGUACAAUAUUUUUAGUGUUGCACCCACCCAUCUGUACAUCUCUUGUCAGAAUGUGAUGCAUAAACUGCCAAAUUAAUCCACUGUAAACAACCGUAUAUGAUGUUGUUACUGUUGUUACUGAAUAAAUGCUUUGCAGUGACAGCAGAUGGCUAUAUAAAGCAAAAGUGGGAGAUGAUUGACAGCUUGUUUUUUUCUGAAAAUCAGUUUUACUGGGAUUAGAAAACUGACUUCAAUUUAAAAUGAGCUGGGAUUUUUGUUAAAGGUUUAAACCCACAUUACUUUCACAAGAGGUGUUAAACAGAAAGCUAUCAUUCACCUUCAGUGUAUGGAAAAAGAAACCAUCAACUUUCCUUUCACUUUUCCAACAGCUUUCCUUGUUUUGAGCAGAAAAUGGGAUUUAACACACAUAAUGAUAGAAUAAAAUGCUUAAUAAGAGCACUUUACAUGGAGAGUUUAUAACAUCUACCAGUUUUACCAAUAACUUUGCCGAGUGCCUGUUUGUACUGUCAGUCCAAAGCACAUUAACUAUUUUUGUGAUCUGAAUGUUACUAGGGAUGCACCGAUACCAAGCUCAUGUUCUCGUACUCGUAUAGAUACACCGAUACCAAAGACCGAUACCUCACCGAACUGACUGAAAUGUGUGCUUUGAAAGUUUGUGACAAGCACAUAAAAUUGUCUUUUUUUCAUAAUGAGUUUUGAGGCAGAGUUAUUAGUUUCAGUGUGUUGUGCUUGGAAAAUUGGCACCUUACAAAAAAAUACAGGCAUCGGUAUCGGCGAGUACCAGAAAUAAAUAUUGUUACUUGUAAUUCCUUGGUCUUUAAAAAAUGGUAUCGGAGCAUCCCUAAAUGUUACUUUGCUUGAUUUUAGACGUACAAAAGGACAGAAUUAUUAUUGUAAUCAAUGCCCAUUGCAAUGUUUUAAUUAUCUAUUUAGGUUCAUUGAUAAGUUGCUAUAACAAUUUCUAAUGCAGAAAUAAGAAUGUCUUUGUAAAGACAAGAAUAGUUUUUCUUAUAGAGACUGAAUGUAAACAUUGUGACUAUUUGUGUCAUACUGUAUCAUAAAAUCAUACUGUGUCGUAAAAUAUCUACAUCUUUUCUUUAACAUACACAAUUGUUCAUUUAUUUCUACCAAAGUUGUGACUUGAUGAUGACUUUGAACAGAAAUGUAAUUGAGGCUGUACACAUGCUCCAUUGUACAUUGGUUUUGGUGUUUGCAAUUGUCCUUAAAGCACUGUGUGAAUGAGUUGCUCAAUGUACUGAAGAGAUGCAAUGCUUUUUGAUUUAGAAGGGAAAUCUAUAUAAAUUUUAUUAUUUUGUCCAGGUCAAUACAGCAAUAACUGAAAAACAAUGUGUGUGUUUGUAGCUAUAAUAAAGAAAAUGUCAAUCUU
Triplophysa rosa is the source of this 2169-nucleotide messenger RNA. RefSeq names its product multiple coagulation factor deficiency 2, ER cargo receptor complex subunit (gene mcfd2). The transcript is spliced from 4 exons. The record is from RefSeq and is a predicted model, not a curated record. Gene Ontology annotation, molecular function: calcium ion binding. Bases 139 to 597 code for a protein of 152 amino acids. Lineage: Eukaryota; Metazoa; Chordata; Actinopteri; Cypriniformes; Nemacheilidae.